Messenger RNA from Capsicum annuum, 2916 nucleotides. Its product is annotated as pre-rRNA-processing protein ESF1. Gene Ontology annotation, biological process: rRNA processing. The record is from RefSeq and is a predicted model, not a curated record. Gene Ontology annotation, cellular component: nucleus. Gene Ontology annotation, molecular function: RNA binding. The coding region runs from base 186 to 2495 and encodes 769 amino acids. The transcript is spliced from 7 exons. Lineage: Eukaryota; Viridiplantae; Streptophyta; Magnoliopsida; Solanales; Solanaceae.
GAUCUAAAGGGCUAUUUGUGCACUUCACCCCUUAUCAACUCACAUUUGGGCUGGGCUCGUCAGGUAAUGUGAUUGGACUUCACUAUUGGGCUCUGAAUAUCCAUUGACCCAAUUUCACCAUCGUCGUCCUCUUCCUCUUCUGAUAUAUGGAUAUCCAGGGGUUUUAGGGUUUUAGCGACGCACUCAUGGGGUCAAAAAACAAGGGUAAUAAAGGCAGAAAAGGGGAACGGCCAGCCGAUUCCUCCGCCGGAGCUGGAGAUGAAAACGGCGGAGGAAAUAGAACUGAGAAGGGUGUCAUCAAUGAUUCUCGAUUUGCGGCGUUACAUUCGGAUCCUAGAUUCCGUGAACCACCGCAGAAGAAGUCGAAAGUGACAAUUGAUUCACGAUUUAAUCGAAUGUUCACUGACAAAAACUUCACAUCAUCAAAAGCGCCAACUGAUAUUAGAGGUAGACCCCGUAAAGCCUCCUCUAAAAAUCCUCUCGACCAUUAUUAUCAUAUUGAGAAAGAAGAAGAAGAGGAGGAGGGUGAAAAACAGAGGAAGCAGAAGGAGAAACUAAAGGUGAUAGAAUCUGAAAGUGAUGAAGAAGAAGAAGAGAAGGGUGGAAAACAGAGGAGGCAGAAGAAGAAAUUAAAGGCGAUAGAAUCUGAAAGUGAAGAUGACGAUGAAGAAGAAGAAGAAGAAGAAGAAGAAGAGAGUGAGAGUGAUAGUCCUACGAGUGAGGAAGAAAUUGAGGAGCAGAAAGUGAAGAAAUCAAAGGUUGGCGCCGCAUUAUCAGAGUCCGAAGAAGAUGAGGAGGUGGAAAGAGACGAUUCAUCAAGCGCGGAGGAUUCUGAUUCUGAGUCUGAUUCUGAUGAUGAAAUGGAUGAGGUUUCGUCAGAGGAGGAAGACACUUUCGUGCAGAAAGAGGAUGUGCCUGAAAUUGACAAGGAAACUAAGAGGCUUGCAGUUGUUAACAUGGAUUGGGGUAGAGUAAAGGCAGUUGACUUGUAUAUGCUAUUGACCUCCUUUCUCCCCAGAGGGGGUCAAAUAAUAUCUGUUGCUAUCUAUCCAUCUGACUUUGGUCUCAAGCGUAUGGAAGAGGAGGCUGUCCAUGGUCCAGUUGGCCUAUUUGAUGAUGAAAAGGGAAAAGAUGAAGACAGUGAUGACGACAAAGAUAAUGAUGAGGUGGACAAUGCGAAAUUACGUGCCUAUGAAAUGAGUCGACUCAGGUAUUAUUAUGCUGUGGUGGAAUGUGAUUCAAGUGCUACAGCUGAUUACCUUUAUAAAACUUGUGAUGGGGUUGAAUUUGAAAGAACAUCAAACAAAUUAGAUUUGAGGUUUAUUCCUGAUUCCAUGGAAUUCAAGCAUCAACCACGUGACAUUGCAACAGAGGCCCCUGCAGAUUAUGAAGGUCUAGAUUUCCACACUCGAGCUCUGCAGCACAGUAACAUUGAACUUACAUGGGAUGAGGAUGAGCCACAGCGCAUCAGGACCUUGAAGAGACAAUUCAAUGAUGAACAGCUUGCAGAUUUGGAGUUGAAAGAGUUUUUGGCUUCUGAUGAGAGUGAAAGUGAUGAUAGUGAGGAAGGUGAUGACACAGAAGAUAAAUCUGCCAAAAGGAAGAAAACACAAGAUACCUACCGUGCGUUACUCCAGUCCGGGGAGGGUUCGGAUGGAAAUAAUGACGAUGAUCAGGACAUGGAGGUCACAUUUAACACUAGAUUGGAAGAUCUAAGCAAACGUAUCCUAGAAAAGAAGGAUAAACAGUCGGAAACUGUAUGGGAAGCUCAUCUCAGAAAGGAAAGGGAGAAAAAGAAGUCCAGGAAAGGCAACUGCAAGGUCUCAUCAGAAUAUGAGAGCAGCAACAGUGAUCAAGAACCUAUAGAAGAUCCUGAGGACUUCUUCAUAGAAGAGCCUUCCGCUAAAGGGAACAAGGAUUCCCAACAUAAAAGCACCAGGAAAGGGAAGCAGAGCCUUGAAGCAUCCGAAGAAGCCGAAGCAAGUAGAGCAGAGCUUGAGCUAUUACUUGCAGAUGACAAACAAGGAGAUGCUAACUUGAAGGGUUACAACAUGAAACCUAAAAAGGCAAAAGGGAAGAAGGGUAAAGAAAUUCCAGUUGGGGACAAAUUACCAAGUAUAGAUUAUGAAGAUCCACGGUUUUCAUCUCUCUUUAAAUCACCACUCUUUGCAUUGGACCCCACAGAUCCUCAGUUCAAACGGAGUGCAGCUUACGCUCGUCAGUUGGCUCAAAAGCAGCACAAGGUCGAAGAGGAAGUUGUAAAGGCAAAACAACAGCCUGGAAUAGCUGCACCGCUGCAGCCAACCAGAACAUUUGAGACAGCAACAAAAGAAAAAUUGCAGUCGGAUAAUUUGCCUUCGAGAAAGGAGAAACAUGAGCUAUCUUCUUUGGUUAAAUCUAUAAAGAUGAAAUCACAACAAUUAUCAUUGUCCUCUCAAGGUAAGGUGGUAGGAAAAAAUGGGAAAAAAUCGAGCAAGGGCAAAAAAGAUCGAUGAAGAGCAAGGAAAGGAAGAGAAUGAAAAAUGUUAAUCAAGGGCAAAGAAGAAGUUGAGAAGUGAAGAAAAUAAGAUAUUGAAAAGAAAGGAGGUUAUAUGAUGCUCUAUGACUUCUCAUGGGAGUAAACACAUGGUUUAUGAAGAUGAAUCAUGGUUCAGUAUAGGGUGAAUAGUGGCUGCAGUGAAUCUCAACAUAUAGCAACUUCAGCUCUAGUUUUCCCUUAUUUUUUAUGGUAAGGUUUAAAUUUAUGGUCGUGGCGUGGGCUAGAAAUUUUGUGAGUAUCAUCCAUUAUUUUUUGUGUGUCAACUUUACACAGUUGGACGUUUUACAAUUAUUUUUUGUUUUACAGUAAUCUAUUGUAAACUUGAUGUAAUUCCUCUGUACUCGUUCAAGAUUCUAAAUGCAGUGACUUCCUCCUAA